This is a messenger RNA of Diprion similis, 656 nucleotides long. RefSeq names its product CD209 antigen-like protein E. The record is from RefSeq and is a predicted model, not a curated record. The coding region runs from base 71 to 583 and encodes 170 amino acids. Lineage: Eukaryota; Metazoa; Arthropoda; Insecta; Hymenoptera; Diprionidae. The transcript is spliced from 3 exons.
CUGUAUUAUCGACCGUAUUCAGUAGGUUGAGACCAGUGUUCGGUAAUCAAGUCUCGACAAAUUUCAUACGAUGAACGAAUGGCUCGUCAUUCUCCAUCUGACCUGUCUGCCGGUUAUUUCGGUAAUUUCCCACCACGCCGGAUCUCCCAACGAAUUCGCAAGGGCCUCAAAUCUCCCGUCUGGUUACAUUAACUAUCCGAACUUGGCGAUAGCUUUCAAAGUUCAUCGCGAACGACGCAACUGGUCAAGUGCAAAGUUGGUGUGCAAACACGAGGGAGGUCGUCUGGCCGUCAUCGACACCCACGAAAAGAUAGGAUACAUAAAAUUGCAGAAGCCAAAGUUCUCUGAGGUCUGGGUCGGUCUGAACAGAAAAGACGUGCACUGGGUUGCUGCGGAGAACCCGGAAUCGCGACACACGCGUUUACCUUGGGAAACGAAUGGUCCGGAUUCCUUCGGAAAUUGUGCCGCUGUAAACGUUAGGGGUGACGGACUGUGUAAUAAGGUUUGUAUAUGGCGAAAGGCGUUCGUCUGCGAAAUUCCCACUGCCACAGCCAUGUCGUAUCAGAUACGGAACACGGUCUAGACUCCAGGCCAACAGAGGAAGUCGGAAUCUCGGAGAAAACUGUAUCUCCGUUGCAAUGGAAGGCAGGGAGCAA